Cylicostephanus goldi is the source of this 696-nucleotide messenger RNA. Lineage: Eukaryota; Metazoa; Nematoda; Chromadorea; Rhabditida; Strongylidae. The record is from the annotation of a GenBank genome assembly.
AUGUUCCAGACGCACGUUAUCCCGAAUGAAGAGAGUAUCGAUCCAGAUGUAUUUCGACACAUGAAUAGCCUAGGAUGCUUCAAAGACAAACAAAAGUUGAUUAAUGAAUUACUCUCAACAAGGCACAACACGGAAAAGAUGGUCUAUUUUCUUCUUCUUGACCGAAAAAGACGACGUCCUGCUCAAGAAGAUGAGACGGAGAUUGUUUUGCGCGGAAAUACGCAAAACAACGAUCCUCCCAAAAAGCGAACGGAUUCAGCAAGGGCUAACCGCUACGCCGUCGGCAGUAUAGCCGAUGGACGACUGGAAUUACUUAUUUGGGAUUUGCGCUUUACCACAGGAAAAAGUUUUGCAGGCGGCACCGAUCAGGUCGACACAGUAGCCUUGGCGGCUCACCGACAGAAUCACCGCGGUCGUCGUCUAGGGACCUCUUCUCCAGCUGCAACAGUGGGGCCUACUCUGCCCGUACUCAAGAAGAUAGGAGUCGAUCAUCUGCUAGGUAUUAUUGUGACGAAAUUUAUGAUAUAUGGAUUCUCUAGCGCUUUUCCCACGACUUACCCAAAAAUGGCUGUCUUUAGAAACACUAACAAUUACCACUACUACACUCAACCGGUUGAUCCACAGACUUUGGCUGAAGCUGCUCGUCAUGUGCGAGCAGUGCGGCAGGAGCAGGAACGACGCGAAAGUCGCGACGCU